Messenger RNA from Gavialis gangeticus (Gharial), 1179 nucleotides. RefSeq names its product basigin (Ok blood group) (gene BSG). The transcript is spliced from 8 exons. Gene Ontology annotation, biological process: dendrite self-avoidance; homophilic cell-cell adhesion; axon guidance. NCBI's taxonomy places the organism in Eukaryota, Metazoa, Chordata, Crocodylia, Gavialidae. The record is from RefSeq and is a predicted model, not a curated record. Gene Ontology annotation, cellular component: plasma membrane; axon. The coding region runs from base 26 to 853 and encodes 275 amino acids. Gene Ontology annotation, molecular function: cell-cell adhesion mediator activity.
CAAGUUAGUGCUGGAGGCGGCGGCCAUGAGGGUGGGAGGCUGGGCGGCGGCCAUGCUGGGGCUGGUGCUCGUGCUGCUCUGUGGGGCCCGCGGCGGCCUCGGCGCAGAUCCCGUUAUAGUCACCACUCCAAACGUGACGUCUGGCUCAGAUGUCCAGCUGUACUGCAACAUCACUGGGGCGGCGUCUGCCAUCACGGGGCAUAAAUGGAUUAAGGAAGAAGAUGUCCUCCAGUCAGAUGAUACCUCAUCUCACCAAACUGUCUACAAUCUAAAUGAGGUGAAUACCGACACCUCUGGGGAGUACGUGUGCCAGUUCCUGACCAACCCGCCUGCAGAAGGGAUUGUGUUUGUGACAGUUAAGCCACACGUGCUGGCAUACAAGAAGUCUGAGCAUGGGAACGAAGGCGACACAGGGGUGCUGGUAUGCAAAUGCAACUCGUAUCCUUCAGUCACUGAGUGGACCUGGUACAAGAAGGAGAAUGACCACUACAUGCCCAUUGUCAACAGCACUGAGGGUCGGUUCUUCAUCAAGUCCUCUGGCAACAGGACGGAGCUGCGUAUCGUCCCCCUGGAUAUUGAGAAGGAUCCAGGCGAGUACAUCUGUAACGGCACCAACGAGGUGGGCCAGGACGGUGCCACGGUGAGCCUACGGGUCCGCAGCCGCCUGGCCGCGCUCUGGCCCUUCCUGGGCAUCGUGGCUGAGGUGCUGGUUCUCGUCACCAUCAUCUUUAUCUACGAGAAGAGGAGAAAGCCGGAUGAAGUCCUGGAUGAUGACGAUGGAGGAUCUGCACCGCUGAAAAGCAAUGCCACAAAUCACAAGGACAAGAAUGUCCGCCAGAGGAACGCUAACUAAGAGUGGGCAGGCAGGCAGGUGAUGCAGCUGACGAGCUUGCCCAGACAUCCCUUCUUGUCUUGGAUUUUUCUUUUUUUUUUGCGAAGUAGCCCCAGACUGCUCUAGCGCAUCCUUGGGACUCCACCACCGCACAUGGGGAAGAAACGCACUGCAGUUGUAAAUUCUCAAACACACUUUUGUAGUAUUUUAAAGAGAAGAGUUGUGGGAGGGUAUCUUUUUUGUUUGUUAGCUUUUGUGUCCCUCUUUUCUACCCCUAACUCAACCCCUUCUGCUGGUAGUCUUGAUCACUUGUUCUAGAUCUCAGUGUUUUGUUGGAAAGAGGGGAG